AUGUCAGAAGUUGAAAAAUUAUCCAAGAAGCAAAAGAAAGCACUUGGAUUCCGUAAAUCAAAAGAAGAAAGAGAAGUUGAAAAACAAGAAAAACAACAAAAACGAAAACUAGAAGAUGAAACACCCGAGGCCACAGCCACCCAACCAUCUACAACUGAAGAAGGCGGGGAAUCACCCGCUCCUAAGAAGAGAAAAACCAGAAGAGGUAAGAAAGGAAAAGGUGUAAAUGAAGGUCGUGGACCAAGAUUUAUAGUAUUUGUCGGAAAUUUACCAUAUGAUAUCACCCAAGUUGAAUUAGUAUCCCAUUUUAAGAAUAGUAAUCCUGAUAGAAUUCGAAUUAGACAAGAUAAAGGGAUUGCAUUUUUGGAAUUUGAUAAUGAUACUCAAGAGAUUCAAAGUAAGAUGGAAUUAGCUUUGCGUAUGCAUCAUUCAUUAUUAAGGAAUCGGAAAAUAAAUGUUGAAUUAACUGUUGGUGGUGGUGGGAAUAGUGAGAAUAGAAUACAAAAGAUUAAAGAAAAGAAUGAAAAGAUGUUGGAAGGGAGAAAGAAGAUGGAUGAAGUGAAAAAGACGAAGAAGGCGGAAGGUAAGAAGGUGGAUAAUAAGAAAUCUGAAGGUGGAGAUGAUGAUUCUUCUGCUCCUGUUGGUCGUCCUUCUGGGAUACAUCCAUCUAGAAUGAAGUUACUUAGUUAG
Molecule: messenger RNA, 690 nt
Organism: Hemisphaericaspora subhashii
Lineage: Eukaryota; Fungi; Ascomycota; Pichiomycetes; Serinales; Debaryomycetaceae
Gene: NOP6
Product: Nop6p
Exons: 1
Coding region: 1-690 (229 amino acids)
Molecular function (GO): RNA binding
Source: RefSeq, a predicted model, not a curated record